Messenger RNA from Columba livia (rock pigeon), 23236 nucleotides. It is a transcript of the gene STAG1, whose product is annotated as STAG1 cohesin complex component. Gene Ontology annotation, biological process: sister chromatid cohesion. The record is from RefSeq and is a predicted model, not a curated record. The transcript has 35 exons. The coding region runs from base 17238 to 21011 and encodes 1257 amino acids. Gene Ontology annotation, molecular function: chromatin binding. Gene Ontology annotation, cellular component: cohesin complex; chromatin; nucleus. NCBI's taxonomy places the organism in Eukaryota, Metazoa, Chordata, Aves, Columbiformes, Columbidae.
UCCCCCGGGCGCGGCGCUCUUCGCCGCCAUCUCAUUGUCCCCGCCGGGGCUGCCGGGGGCGUCGGGCCGAGCUCGGCGGCCUCUCCCUCUGCCGGGCCUGCGCCCCACUCCGGGCGGCGGCGCUCCCGCUGGGCCGCGGGGGCGGCCCGGGCGGCGGCGGGGGAUGCGCGGGCGGAGCGGGGGUGGCGCUUCCGCCGCGCGGGGCACGGUGGCGGCGGCCCCCGGCCGGCCCGGGAGGCGGCGGCGGCGGAGUUGGUGCCGCGGCCGCGGGGAGGGAAAGUUGCGGGAGCUGGUGGGCUGUCCGGUUCGGCCCGGCCCGACCUGCCACCUGGGGCUGGGCCGAGCCCGGGCCGCCCCAGCGCCGCCGGCGUCUGGCUGGCGUCCAGCGGGGACUGGAGGGGCACGAACCGGGGGGAGCGUGGGGCUGGAACCCCAGAGCUGGGGACCCCCCGGCCCGCUGCUCCCGUUGCUUAUCCCCCAGUGUGGUGGCACCGGGGAUAGCGGGGGGUGGGCGGCCGGCCGGGCCCGGCGCGGGGAGGCAGCCCCAGGGUGUUUCCCUGCCCCUCGGGGCGGGAGAAGCAGCAGGAUGAGCCCGGGGGGUAGUUUGGACUGGCUGGUGGUACUGGAGCUGGGAACCGCGGCCCCGGGGAGAAGCCAGGUGUAGGCGAUGGCCUCUGACCGGUGCUGGGGGUGGGAAGAUGCAGAAACACCAAGCUGGGGUCCUGUGCUGUUGAGCAGCAAAAAUAACAAGGGUUUUGCUUAGUAGAAAGAAUUCAGUGAUGGGUGCUGGUGACUGGCCUGCACUGGGACACCAAACUGUGCUUUUUGUGUGUUCCUGGGGUGUGAGUGGUGGCUGGGAGAAAGAAGAUAGUAUCCCUAGAACAACUUAAAGGGAUGUGACUGCCAAGUAUCAGUGUCAAAAAACUUAGUUUCUGGUAAGGCAGUGUGAGUUUAAUUAUGCUAAUUGGGCUGCUGUGUAAGUGGGGGUGGUUUCAGUCAUGUCCCCUGUGAUUUUGUGGUACUUAUAGCUCUAUAGAGUUAGUCUAGCCAUAGUGUUUAUUAAGUUACUGAGGGACAAAAAGCCUUCUCCAGAUCGCACCACUGAUGCAACUCUGAAAUUGUUUCGUGUUUGGUGUGAUGGAUGACAUUAAUGUCUGGAUUCAGAUAUCUUAAGACUUGCUUAACUUUUCCAUGUUAUUGCACUAGUGAUAGGGGUGUUACAGAAGAAGAAUUAAUCCAGAUUUCUGGAUCCAAAGCAGUUUUGCCUUGUCUUGUGAGAUUUUUUUGUUCGUCUGUAGAUAGCAAGGUCAUUCGAUGAGCAUUUCUGUACUACAAUCCCCUAAUCCGUGAAAAAACCACUGGACCACAAGGCAGCGCGUAUGUUGUCUGUUGAAAGGUGUCCUGGCUAUGGAAAGAAGUUCUUAGAUUGUGGAACUAGCGGCCAGUUUAUUAUUUCUUUCUUUCUGACUCAGCUGUGAUGAAUUUUUGGUGGGUAGCCUGAGCAGGCACAUGUCGUGUGUGCAGAGGUUUUUGAAAUGGCAGCAGGAUUUCCUGGUGAGCGGGAGGCUAACUCCAGGGUUAUGAUUAAUCUGAUAGGAUGUAAUCUUUGCUGGCUGCUCAACACAAGAGUGUUUGGUUGAAAUUCUUGGUUUCUACUGCUGACAGACAUGCUUGUGGUAUUACAGCAGUUGAAGGGGGUGGUGGGAAAAGGUAUUUUUCUCAAGAUGAGUGAACAGUUAGUGCUGGCUGUGGAGGUUCAAAGCAGCCCUUCUACAAACCCUGCAAUUGAGGACUGGAGCACGUGGCAGCUUCAUGGUCUCUGAUGAUUCUGAACGUUUUAUAAACAUUCUGAAGUUGAUAAAUUCACUAUGGGAGAUGGCGUUUAUGGCCAAGUGUCCAGACACAAUAUGCUGUGGAUAGUUUUGAGGGCAGCUGGAACUCUGAUCUAAGAGCUUUGUGACUGGCGUCUCCAAGCUUUUCAGCUCCUGUCUCUGUCCACAGCCUGCCCUUUGUAUUGUGCAGAUUUUUAUGUGGCAUCUACUGAAACUGCAGCACACCUUUUGAUAGGUGAGGCUUAUGACCAUUGAAUAUUUCCAUGCAUUGACAAAAUUAGUUACUUGGGAUGUUCAAAACCUCAACAAGUAAAUAUUUUUAAUUGAAAGAACCUUUUCCUAGAGAAGAAUAUGUACCUCAAGGUUGCUCUGGUGACUUUGGAUUCUCUCUUUUGCCUUCAUUGCAAAGAUUUGCCCCGAUACAAGGUGGCUAAACAUUGGCAUUUUAAAUAGUGUUUUAGUGGGCGGGUGAGCCUCUGGAAGUGUAAGGGUACAGUGGGAAAGAAAUGCUUAUUUGUAAUGACUUUCUAAGAAAAGUCAUUUAUUGUGAUAAGAAAAUACCUUUAUCAUAAUAUUUGUUAAUUAUUUUCUGGUAUCAUGCACAAAAGACUCAAACACCCUGCUGAAAAUUUGAAAGUGCUUGUUCUGUAGUUAACACAGGAGGUACUGAAAGCAGCAUUCUGGACUUCCAAGUGCCCAAGUGUUUGGAUGAGGCUCUGGCUACUGGUGUCAAAAUCAGUCAAAACCAGAAGGUGAUACUGAAGUCUGGCACCAAGAUAAGGAUGUGCCUUGCCUAUAUCUGAUGUACUGGCUUUGGGAUUUGAAAUGUCAACCAAAAAAUCUGUAAGAUGCUUCAUGCUUUUUUAAAGUUUUUGCAUUUUGCUUGUGGUCACUCCAGUUUACCAUGUGGAGCUCUGAAACUUGCCCAUUGUCAAUUACCAUCUCCUCUUGCUUGCAGUGUCACUGUGUUUGCUCAUUUAGCUAAAAAUAGAAGGGAGUAGAGUUGGUUUUCAUUCUUGGAAGAGAAAUAUGUAUCCUACCAAGUUUGAGUUCACUGGCAGAUAACUGUUUUGUUGUCUCUGUCCAGGACAUCUAGAAAUAUGCUUUGUUAUUAGCAAUAUUUUUAUUUUACAAACUGAUUUCACCUUGUUGAUUUAGGUGUUGAAUAUGUGAUCAGAAUACAAAUAUGUAUUUCUUUAUUCCUCUAGAAAACAAGAAGUUGAGAGAACAUUAUGACCUUCUGUUGUAACUUUUCAGUCUGAAAAUAUGCUUUCAAAACCAAGUGUUGUUUUGGGAAGGUCCACACUAUUUUUUUAUUUUAUUUUUUUUAAGGUAGUCAUCACAUUCAGGUGGCUGAAGGCGCUGCAGAGGGAAUCUUCUCCUUAGUUCUGAUUUCGUAGCUACUUGCUAGUUUCUGACACGUCCUGUUGGAUAUCUGAAUGCAGGUGAUGGUUUCACCGCUUGACAAUUUGUGUGUAUCAUCCGUGAGGGAGUGCCUAGUAACUUGCGUCCUUUUGCUGACGUUGGAAGGAACUACUCUCCUGGUUUUGAUAGUUUUGCCAUGUUUCCUCAUUUGUAUCUCUGCAGGUAUUUUAAUAUUUCAGAAAAUGCUUUUUAAUAAUAGAAGUAUGCUUGACAAAGCAGGAUGCAUUGGACAAUAGAUUCCUCACGGUAUCUUUACUGGGCCAAGACUGUACCAUGUGUAGGUUCAAUAUAAACAUGAUAAAUCUGGUAACUAUGCUUUCAAAUUUUGCAAUCUCAAAGCCACCUUAUUUUGUAAGAAAAUGCUCAUUUAUAAGUACGGGUAAUACGGUAUUUGGUACAACUGGUCCAAAUGUAAGCUUUUGCCCUCCCUCAAGCGUUCAAGUACUCAACUUCUAUACCGCCAAAUGCUGAUGAUUCCACGAUGAUGAUGCUGGUCCUACCCAGGGUGGAUGUGUAGACUCAGCCUUUUGAUAUGCAAAAGGCAUUGCUGGCAUGACGUCAUUUGGUGGGACAGGCCUCUCAGCCACAGUUGCCAGCAUUAUUAGACACGAGAGCUUGAUGUGGGAGUGUAUUCUGAGCUCCAGUCACACAGUUGUUAAUCACUUAUUGCAGAAUUAAGAGCCAGAGGUUGAAUUCUUGAGCCUGUCCUCCUUCAGCUGAAAGGCAACUUGUUUCAGGUGGUUCCCAAAAGUAAUGUUUUCCUAGAAAGCAGCAUGAGGCAACAUCCAGCUUUGUCCCUUGCUGUGCAGUUCACCAGAAUACUUGCUAUUUAUUCUAUAAAUAGGUCUAACGAGUCUAUAUUCUGUAACUCUCCAUAUAGCAGACUUGUCUUAUAUUGGGAGGUUAGCUGAGUGAAAACAGGGUUGACAGAUUUUUCAGCUCCUAAGAAAAAUAUGUUUCUUUGUAGAGUUAUAUGGGAAUAGAUUUGUGUGUCAGAAAUGUUUCUAAAUGUCAAAUAUUUGUCUACAAUAAAAUAAAAUCAAAACUAUUCAUCUUGGAUGCUUUUUUUUUUUUUGUAUACUAAAGGAUAGCACGUGGUCGUUUUUGAAACAAAAAUCAAAUUACAAGCUGAGAAUCUGUUCUUCCCCAUGUGAGGCUUUCUCUCUCCUUUUUAGUUAGAAUCCCCAAGGACCAGGAAGAUACCAAUGGGUUAGUGUUUAUAUGUGGAAAAUAAAACUUCAUUUGCUGAGGGAUAACGAAUUCCACCAUAAGUGAAUGAUAAAUAUGCCAGUUUUCCAUUGUUAUUUUCUUAGAUGUGUGCACUAGGACCACAGAAUCACAGAAUGCUAGGGACUGGAAGGGACCUCAAAAGAUCAUCUAGUCCAAUCCACAGGAGCUUGUUCCUGCCAGAGGCUUUGUACAAGAUGGCUGAGCUGACCUGAGAGCGGAGUCUCUUUCUCCACAGCUGCCCCGUUCCUUUGUGCGCUGCUGCGGCUGCUGUGACUUUUCCCUGAGAGAUGAAUUCCCCACCUGGCAAAACCCACCUGCUUGGAAGGGGUGUUUUUCUCCCUGGUGAAUGAAUUGAGUCAGGCCAUCAGAAUAAGGUGUUGCUAGGGGUGAUGCAAGGACAGCACCAGGAAUGUUUUAGGGAAAAGUGGUCCUGGAACUUGUGACCCUUCCUUCAGGUGGGAGGUUCAGAGUCGCUCAGCUGCAUGUGCUUGCCCUGGGUGGCAAUGUUCAGCUUGGAGCCCGUCACUGGGUAUGAAGUUGGUGUUCCUGUGGGUAACUCUCUCACCUUUCAGCAUUCCCCCUGCCAACUCUGCUCUCUGUAGCCUCUGUUCUUCCAUUCUCUGCGGCUGGUCCUGUCUGCCUUACCCUGAAUAACUUGGUGUCCUCAGCAAAUUGUCAGCAUUCACCUCCUUUGCCAGAUGCAAGAACGUUUCAGAUAUUUUGGGCUCUGGCUCAUAUUCCUAUGGGACUUUCUUACUCUAUUGUCAAAAAUGACCAUUUGUUUUGCUUUCUGUUUGCUUUCUUUUAACCAGAUAACCUAUCCAUGCAAGGCCUUUUAUUGCCAUGGUAGCUUAAUUUCUGUAAGAGCCUUUUGUGAAGAAUCAUGUUAGAUGUCUGUUGGAAACUAAAGCAGGCUUUAUCAAGUAGGGUCCAUUGGUGUGUGGGUAAAUGAUGUUCUGGAGUUUUGUGGAAUUUGACUUUCCUGUAUAAAAUUUGGGUAGAUUUCCCUGUCUAAAUGCUGUCAUCUGUUUAGCUGUCUACUGAUCUGUCUUGUAAAAUAAUUUCUAAGUUAGGCUCACUAGACUGUGCCAUCAAAAAGUGUUAGCUGAGAGAGAAAACACUAUUAUAAAUUUUGCUAAUUUUGUUUUUCCUGUAGCCUUACUUUAAUAGGACACUGCUUGGGGGAGAGGAAUUAAGAAUCUCUCUUCUAAGAAAUGAAUAUUUUAAAGAAUGUUGAGAAACUUGGAUAUUUUGGGAUCUUUGUUUUCCAGAGUUCUGUGGAAAUUGGUCCAGAGUCUGAUAGUUACUGGUAGCAGGAACUGAAGAGAAGGGCAGAGAGAGAGAAGGAUAAGCACACAAAAUACAGCCAUGUUGGUCUGUUUCUGUUGGAUACUGAGCUCUAAAAAACCAAAACAAUAUGGUUGCAGUGAUACUGCAAAACAAAUAAUAUAGUAGAGGGAGUGCACUUCACCAUGAUAGAGAUCGUCCUUAACUUACAGAGCUGAAGUUAAAGGAUUCGCCUGCCUUUGAGGGCUUCUAAACUGGGGUCUGUAACAUUUGCGUUUUGCUCUGGGAAUGAAAUUGUGAGUAAAGAUGGAGAAUUAAAAUGGUAUGGAAUAGCUACCAAGCCUUUUGAAGGACUUAUCUGAAAGAUUGCAACAUUUUGGGUACUCCACCCUUUUAGUUACAGAUCAUGGUUUGUUUAUUCUUCAUCUUCUUUUUAUUCCAGAGUCCCAGUGUUUUUCUUCAGCUCUUUGAGGCUUUUUCUGUUUUAGCGCUAGCUGAUUUUUUUAAACUUGUAUUUACAUAAAGCAAAUAAAAGUUGCCUGUAGUGUGUCCUUUGUCAUCCCUCUAAAAAGGGUUGGUAUAGUGGGUCAGAAGAAAUGGCAUAAUUUCUGUGGCUUGUGCAUUUUUCUUGCCUUCUCCAGCGAAAUGGGCAGCUUUUUUCUCUUUAAUAUGUGUUGUUUCUGUAAUCUCCACUUGGAACAGUGAUAAGAUGGAGCUGAAAUUUAAUUUGUUUCAAAAUGAUUUAGGGAAUUUUUGAAUACUAAUUAUUAUGUUAUUGUACAAAAUGCUGGAUGCGUUCCCGAAGAGGAGGAGAUGUGGAAAAUUGUACUAUUUUAUUUAAAAUGGCCAAUCUGAAUGAUGGCAGUGGUGUUCAUUUGCUGAGAUGGAGGAGAGGACGGUAGGUGGAAUGGCAGCAAGAACUUGCAGUUCCCCAAAGCUGGAGUGUAAUGAGUAGAAUGGAAUAAUCCACUCUUCACUGUUGUGAGUGGGAGAAUGCAGGCAAUAGACUUAGUCAAAUUUCAGGUAUAACCUAUGAUACUGGCACUGUCAGAAAAGGCAUGAAGUGAAAUGCCCGACUUCUGACAUUUUUCUUAAAUGUGUAUUGCAGAUUUUUCUUAAACAUGUUGUUUCAGUCUCUUUCUGUUAUGCUUAGUUUUCUCCCCAAAACAAACCAGAGAAGCUGUUGCCUUUUGCUCUGCAAAAGGAAGUUUUCACACACUUUUGUGUCCGUUGGUGUGUGUAACUAUAGAGCACCAGCCUUAUAGAGUGACAACACUGGUGCCUGGUUGUCCAGUGUUAACGUCCUAUUGCCUGAGGUGGCUAUUGAAUUGACUUCCUUGUCUUUAAUUGAAAUAUUUGUUCAUGUCAUAGGCAAUAAAGCUGGUAAAAAAAAGCUGGUAUACCUUACUUUUCUGCUUUCUCAUUACUGUUUGUUGAUUGCAAUCAAAUUGGAAAGUUGAGAGGGACAAUGUUGUUGGUGAGGAAUUAGAAUCAAAGGAAGCAAUGUGUCUUGUGGGGAGCAGGGGGAAGAAUUGUGAGUUGUAGCUGCCAUUAUUUCCUAGGCGUUUUGUUUUCCUAGGCAAAUACAUUGUUACACAACCGCUAAAACUUGAAAAUGUAUCCUUUUCAAAACGGUGAGAAUAUUUUGUUAGGGGGCUCUGCCAGGACUGUGAGCAGCACCAGGCCUUUUGGAAGAGAGUUGUCGACAGCUUACCAGCAUCAUUCACCAUAGCAUUUAUGCAGAACUUGGGUCUCUCUCCCUCUAAUGCCAGGAUAUACCACCAGUAUUUUCUGUAGUAAAUUCUGAAGUAUUGCUAGGGUAUGUCACUUGUGUAGUUCAUUUUAUUGUGAAAUACACAGCUAAGAAUUACCCUUUCACAUCUUACUUGCCCAUAAAUUUUUGGCAGUCAGCUCCUUUGUUGUCAAACAACUUCCCUGACCUGCAGUCCUGCUUUGACAACACCCACAUCUAGAGUUUGACUAUUGUAUCUGCCCCUGUCCCAGUGACAACGUGUUGCUCCUUUGUAAGUUGUGUUUGCAUUCAAGCUUGUGUCAAAAGAUAAUGACUUUCUGUGACAGUAAUCACAAAAAGCAUUCAGCGUGUGGGACAAUUGGUGCUGAUUUGUAGCUCUUCAAUUCUGAUCUCUUCACCUACAACACUGGUAAAUAGCAAGUAGUGCCAUUGUGAAAUGUUAAAGUGCCAUUAGAUUUGUUUAUACUGUUUGAAUCCUGCAUGUGCAGGUUCACUAGUACUGGGAGGGGCGAGCAUGACCCAGGGGAAAGCUUAUGGAAUUAAGCUAUGAUGGGACAAAUACAUAAUUGAAGAACAUGAGUAUGUACAAAAAUAUUGGCUUGCAGCUCACUAGAAGAAAUAUUUGCUUGGUGGGUUCUCUUUGGACCAAAUGAGGUGACGGCAGAGCAACCAAUACUGUUCCCAUUGCUGCUUUGCUUUGAAUUAGUGUGUUUUAUAAAAAAAAAAAUAAAAAAAACCCCUAGCCUUUUAAAUCUCUGGUCAAGCUAUUGCUAAUAUGCUUUGUGUGUCAGAGUCUUUCAGAGAUGACUCAAAAGAAGGAUUUGUCUCCCAGGUUAGUUUAAGAACCGUUCUGUUCUUCCUGUGAGCUCCUGCGGCUGACGUUACUGGCAGAGUUCCCUGAAAUGGAGGCUUAAGUUGGGAAGACAAAAAGCUGUGGGGAAGAAAGGGAACAACAUGUUAGUAGAAGGUUAGAAAUGAUCUGAAUGUCGUCUUUCCUUCUUAAUGGCAAAAAAGACCAACACUUUAAAACACAGAACAGCUUUGUUUGGAUUUUUUUCGUAUCUGUAAGUUCAGGCAGUUAAGGACUUAGUUGCUGGGAAUUUUUUUAAUCCUAAAGGGGAACUUUGUUUAUUAUAUUGUUAGAGAUGGCUCAGAUGAGCAUGCCUGUGGUUGACAUGGGUAUGGUUAGGCAGUUAUUAAAAUCUUGUUUCAAAUAAUGUAUGCCUCUGACAAACAAAGCAUUCAGACUGGAAAUUCCCACAUUAGGUUUUUACCUGCAGAUUGAUUAUUUUUUUUGGUGUUCCAACAAAAAUUAUUCAAGUUAAUUCUUGAACAUGAGAUUAAAGAUUUUUUUGGAGCUGUGGUAAAUUUGCAUUUUUUUUUCUAUGGAUUUCAGUGGGAAACUGCUGCUGAGUUUUCCUGCUUUAGGGUAGAGACCUCUAGUUGAUCUGUUCUGUGGUUUUAGUUUGAUAGCUCUAAGUUGUUACUUUAAAAAAACCUAAAAAAUCCAUGUAGCUUGACCCGUUCAUAGGUGUCUGCAAAACAGUAAAUGGUAUCUUGGUAGGGACUACUAGCUGUGUUUUUUGAAGCAGAUCUGCGCUUAGCAGAUUUCCUUAUUGUGCAGAUUUUGCAUAAGGAACAGAUUGCAUGUGCCACGGUGAGAGUAACCUAGGCUGUAUCCUGUGUAAACACAAGUCACUCCCCAUAUCUUAUGCAUGACUUCCAGGGUUUGAAGACUAGGUUUCAUAUUCUUCAUAGUCACUAAGCUUCUGAAAGGCAGAUCUUACCAAUCCUUUUGUGCUAUAUUUGUGUUUUCUCCAAAGCAUGCAAGUUACUGAGAGCGCCAAUAAUGAAGAAUGUUUUUCCUGACUUUGUUCAGGAGCGAACAUUGUUGGAUACUGAAAUGUUGUUGGAUGCACGAGCUGAAAUCUUCUGGUUUUGUGCUUGAGCAGUUUAAAAUGUCAUAGUGGAGUAUGAAGUAAAAGAACAACGUGAACUGCUUUUACCCUUGCCAGAGCUAACUGAUGAUGUCGAGAUCAGAAAUGUUAGUGUCUCAAAGCGCAUUACAAAGGGAAGCAAAAGUGCCCAUAUAUAGAACUUCUCGGUUUUGCUAUGAUACCCAAGUGGGAGGUUACUCUGGGGAGCUGUUUGGUGGCUUCAUUUGUUGUGUGAGUAUCGGUGCUGUCACUGGUGGGACCCUGUGGCUCUAAUACCAUCUUCCCCCCAGGUUCUAAAUAAACUGAUCGUACCUGAUGAGAAAAAUUGAGACCACCCUGCCCCCUUCAUAUUCUGUUCCUUACAAUCUUUUUUUCCUUACUCUCCAGCUUAUAAGAGUUUUCUUGUAUCACCAACACAGAUUGAACCUUGCAGUUAUGUUCUUUGAAGAACACUACCUAAAACGUUUGAGUAGUUAAUAGGUUCAUGUAAUACCUGUUUUGCAGUCUUCUAGCACUUGGCUUUCCAGCAGAAACACACUAUUUUGUCCCUAUAAUUAUUUUUCUUUAGAAACAGUGGUUUAUUUUUAGAAAUUGCAAAGUCUUUAUCAUUUCAAUGUCUUCACCCUCUAACUGGGACAUGCUGUGUUGUGAGACUAUACGUUAUAAGGAUUUUUACUGUUGAAGUUUUAUUUAAUGAAAUAACUGGUAUGGGGGAGGCUAUUAAAGUGUGUUUCUAUCUAAUUAUUUUAUUGUAGUUUUUUCUUUUUUUUUUUUUUUUUAUUGCUGGAAUCCAUAGUGAUGUAACUCUGGAUCCAAAUUCAUGUUGCUUUUACAGCCACUAUUCAGUAUUUAAGUUGCAGCAUUCCGAGAUCUCUGUCCAGUCUUGUGUUUAACUACUGUAACAAUGGGCUUGUACUAGAAUGGUUAUUUAUUUACUUUUACUUUUGUGGUUCUGCCUGGGCUUUCUUUGUUCCUGGAAGAAUAUGGAACAAAAAAAGGAUGAAUAGAAAUGAGUUAAUCCCUUUCUCUGUCUUGAGGGAAGAUCAUUUACAAUAUUCUUGACAGAUGCUUGUCUAAUCUCUUAAUUGCUGGAAAUUCCACUGCAUUUCUUAAGCAGCUUAUUCCAGGGCUUUAUAUUCUUACUGCCUAUUUUUUUUUCCUAAUGUUUAACUGAUGCAAUUUAUAGUAAACUUUGAUUUCUAUUUGGUCAUGUCCAGUUUUUGAUGUACCUGGAUGUAUUUGAGCUAUCAUUUUUUCCCUUGAUAUCUUCUCUAACACAAACUGUGUGUCUUUAUAUUCCAGUUCUUCCAGUGUUUCCCAUAGAUCUUUUCUUGUCUUCCGAUCCAGCUCAUUGCUUUGUAGACCUUCUCCCAUCAGUUCCUAUCUGGAAGCCUGGAGCCCCAAACUGUGCACCCUGCUUUAAUGCUGGAAAAUCUCCUAGUGCUGAGUGUAUUGCUCUCUGUUUAUCUAUUAUGAAGAGAUUUUCCAUUGCUCACUGUUAUCCUUUUGUCUGUAGUUCAUGUGGGGCUUUGCAAGCAAUCCCAGUGUCUGAGGUUCUGCAUUGGCCUGUUCUUGGUUGUGUAUUUGGAGUCACUGUUGGUUUCUGUCGCUUGGUUCAUCAUUCUCACAAAUGGAGGAAUGAAAACCAGGAUGGGAACCAGCACAGAAAACAGUUGUCACUGGUGAACAAAUCAAUAUUUGCCCCUUGGUAAAAACAGCUUCCCCUGCGUGGUUACCAAGAUAUACAAUAUAAACAUUUCAUUAUUUUUUUGGCUGAUAGCAUUUGACCAAAGCUGUGGUUUUCUUACUUGCUCUUGUCUGUGAGGAUCAGGACUUUCCUUUUUGAUGUCCUUGCCUGAUGCAGUUGUCUGUGUUGUCAUUUGAUUAGCUGCAGUCUUCAAUAUUCAUGAAGUGAAGAAAGGGGCUGCCUUGUUUGUUCAGCGUCAAGCUCCUGAAAGCGUACAUGGAACAGCGCUUUCUCUACAUCCUUUGAUUUCAAAUGCUGGGGUUUUGUUAUGAUAAAAUGCUACAAAUCUUCAUGAGUACUUUUGACAACACAGAAAGAAGAUACGCUUUUUUUUAUGGUAAAAUAGAAGUUUUAAGAGAAAAGAAAAAAGCUGGGAAACAAAAAUUUAAAAUGUUAAAAGUGAAAAAGAGAUACAUUUAAUGUCAAUAUAGUCUGUUUCUUACUGUCUUCCUCUAAAAUUUGUCUAAGAAACAACUCUCUUCUAGCACAGACUGUAUUCUGAACUUACGUUUCUAUAAGACUGUAGGUAUACUUUUGUACCAAGUAGUGAGGUUUUGAGCCUUGAAACCAAUCUUCUAGUUAUUACUUAAUUAACAACAUUUAUUUAUUAACUAUUUGGAUCCUGGCUUCUUCAUGUAGCAGUAUUUAUUUCCUAUCACUGUAUAAUCUUCAGUGAAUAAGUUUAGACAUUGAUCUGAAUUGUUACUGCACUAUUUUAUGUGCAUGAUGAUCUGAAACUUGCAUUUCAUUCAUUGCUUACUUAAUUUGAAACUCUGCCUCUUACUGUGUUUUACAAGCUAUUUUUUCUUGGGACUUGUAGAGUUGCAAUGGAACUAGCCUGUGUUUUCUAGGCUUUCCUGAAUUUUGUAGCUUUAUAUUGAUAAACACGCCUAAUAUUUUCUUUUUUUUUUUUUUCAGUGUAUCUUUGUUCUCAAUUAGUGUUUUUCCACCUUUUUUUUUUUUUUUUUAGGUGACAAUCACUGCUAUCACCUUUGCUGCCCUCCUGUCACCCCAAGUGUCUGCUUUUGACUGAUGAGCCUCUGUUCCCUCCACCCUUGUUGCUGUUUCUCUCCGAGCAGUUUGGCUCCCUCUUGGAGCACAAGGGGCUUGUUCCCGGCUGUGCUCCUGGUAGGCAACAAGUGCUCCAUACAGCUCGCAGAAUAAAAUAGGGGUAUCGUGUGUUUCACUUAGCAGUUACAAUGCUGUCUGCACUUGCCAAACGGUCAGUAGCCACUAAGUUUAUACUUAAUUAAUGAGCAGUUGGUUUGUCAGCAGAUGAAUAGGUCUUUCUGUAGUGAAAAAACUUAAGAGGACCAUGAUCGAACAACCUUCCUUUCUUCCUGUGUGUCCUCUCUUUGUUAAGCUGCAGUUCCCCAGCAGCGUUGGCUGUAUUUUGCUGUGCUGUUUGGUGGUUGUUAGUAAAGGCAUGUUGGAAGACAGGUAUCUCGGCAGGCUAGAGAGUAGUUUGUGGUCUAAUGUAUAAUAAUUGUGAUACUGAGGUUUGUUUGGGGGUGGAGAAGUACUUGGUCUUUUGAUUCUAUACUUCUGUGGCAACCGCAUUUCUUAUUGUGGCUCUCAGCCUGACAGAAGUUGCUUUGUGCUGUAAUUGAGCAUUUUACCAGGUGUAACAGCGGAUAGCGCAGGAGGAAAUGAUUUCUCAACCAACCUGGCCAGUUCUCUGAGAAAAUGGGUUUCUCCGCUAUCAUUGCAAUUCCCCAUCAGUGCUUUAUUCUUCGAAUGUACCACUCAGGGAAAAUCAUAUCUUCCAUAGUUAUAUCACUUAUCCUACCAAUAUAUUGCCCUUUUUAAUAGGCUGGGAAGAAGCUAAUAAUCGAUCCCUUACUUUCCUCUCUAGGAGCCCUUAAAUAUCCAAAGCAAAAAAAAAACCAAACCAAACAAAAAAACCCCACCCAAACAAACAACACCCACCGAAAACCCCACUCAAACAAACCAACCACAACCAACCACCACCACCAAAACCAUAAAACAAACAAAACCACAAACAAGUCAACUGCUCUGAUUUCUUGAGAAUUUGGCACCGUAUAAGGUGCUUGAGCUUUAUGUGUUUAUAUCAAAAUCUAUUCAGUCUUCUGGCAUCUUUUGCUCGUUUCAUGAAUGUAAUGCACAAUUCCACUGCUGGUUUCUCUUCUGUUUAGAUUUUGUGAUAUUUUGAACAAUCCUUCCCUUGUUCAAGCUUCAAAACUGUUUUCUUGCCCCUCUGUAGUAGCCUAGAGAGGUUUUCCACAGUAACUGUGUGAGAGUUCUUAGUUAAUAGACUUGGUAAGAUUCACUUCAGAUUUAAAGCAAAAACAAGUUUGUGCUUUAGUGUCACAAACUUGUGGCUCUUUCUUAUCUGAAAUUGAAGAAAGAAAUUUAAGGAAAAAGAAACACUUGACUAAAGCAGAGCAGCUGCCAGUUGGGAGGGGAAGCUAAAUGACUAAAUGUGGGGUAUAACAACUUGAAUCAGAAUUUCUUGCUUCUGACAGCAAAGAACAGGAUGGCUUGGUGUUAGUCACAAGAAUCUCACUAGCUAGCUGCAAAGUGAUUUGUCCUUAAAAUCAUCUGCUCUGGUUAGGAACUGUCUUUUUGACCUUGAGGAUUUAUUUUUCCCUGUAACCUGGGGGCUCUGCUCAGAAAAGAGAUCUCAGGCUUUAAAUGCUCCUUUCGGUCUUACCUUGGGCUUGUAAGGACAAUUGUUUGUUGAUUUCAGGAAACCAUUUUAUAUUUGCAAGUCAAAUUGAACUACCAUACUCAAUUGUUUUCCAUUUCUCUGUAAUGCAGCUUAAUUUUAUCCAAAUCUUCAUCAGCCUGGGAAUUUGCAAGCAGAUUAGAAAUAAAAUUGUACAUUAGAGAACAGCCAAUAAUAAACAUCCUUUUAAAAUGUUCACAUUUAAAGAGAGAGAAUCAUCAAAUCCCCUCCUUUUAGAUAUGAGACUGUAAAAUGUGUUCAGGUUCCCAUUUUUCUAGUGCAUUAAAACCUCAUCGUGUUUUCUUUUUUUCCUCCUUUGGCAAUUGAUCUGAUACCUUGUUCUCCCAGAUCGUUCUCCCGGUGUUUGAGUAAGGUCAAGAGCUCCUCAAAAUGACAACCUUUGAUUCUAGUGUAGCUGCCAAAUUGCGUUUUCAUGUUCAAAAAUAUCUUCUGUCUUCAAAGAAAACAUGGACGCUCCUCUUACAGUACCAUUAACCAUUCCAGUUCUGCUCACUGGUGUUAAUGAAUCAGUGCUCCCUCUGAGGAGUAAUUGAAAACUCAUGGAAGAGGCUUUUGUAACCACUGGUAAGGAACUCAUGAAACUUUUUUUAGCUUAAAAUACAGGAUUUUCUCAGCAUUGCUCUCCAAACGCUGGCGAGAUCAUUGUAGCUUCAGUUGAGGGAAAUUUUGCUGAAACUAAUAACAGACUCAUUUUGCGCUCUCUUAACAUCUGGUAUAUCUGGACCUGGAAGAUGGCUGUAUUGACUGCAGUUCAUUUCUGAAUUAAACAUGGGCACCAAAGUGUUGAAGGGUUCCCUAAAUUCUGAUAGCAAAGGAAGGUUCAGGUUUUGGGAGUGCUCAGUGUUGGGCUUCACUAGGAUUGUUUAUUCAGAGGGUUGGCAUUAAAACAAGCUUUUCUUUAAAAAGAAAAGUUGUGUCAGACAGAAACAAGCCUUUGAAAACAGUGAUCUUCCAUCAGUGGAUACUUUGGUGUCUGCCCUACCUUCUGCAGGCAAAGAAGUGAUUGCAGUCUUACUACAGUAGAGUGGCAACUUAAUUGCAUCAGUUUAAUGUGAACUAGUGAAUGUGAUGACCCUACGUAUUCCAUAUGGUCUUCUCAGAGCCUUUUUCUUGACUAUCUAGUUAGAUUUAUAGCACAAGUUGUGUUACUAUGAAGGAGUCUGGGUAUUUCUGUGAUCAAACACAGCUAGAAGACUUCAAUGGAGCCCUGAAGGGAAGAUUGAAUCUUUUAUGUCAGUGCUGUGUGCUAGAUAUGUCAUCACCUCAUAGCAUAAAGUCUAUAAGGAAACUGCAGUUAUGUGUAUUAGUGAAACAAAUGCAGUCACAUAUAGAUGUUUGGUUACACCGCUGAUUAAGGGAGAUGUUGUAUUAUUAUUGUGCUCAUGAUGUUCCUGUCUACAAAGUUAAGUUCUCCUUACAGUUCUGUUUUUGAACGAUACCUUUGGAAACAUAAAGUUUUAGAAAUCAACUUAAAACUUUUUUCUUUUUACUGAAAAGAUAUAAAGAAGAGAAAAAAAACCCCAAACUCAGGCAUAAAAUGCUCAAAUGCAAGCAAGAGUGAGGUUUUUGCUAAAUGUGUCAAAUGGGGAAUUAGCUGUAAGUUCUCUGGGAGCUCUGUAUUUGGCAGUUUUUGUACUUCUGAAGGAUAUGUGAUUUUCAACAUGUCUGUUUUAGGACACUGAACACUUGCUAUAAGCAUAGAGUGACGUCCAAGUUUGAGCCUGCAGGUUAGACAGGUGCUUUCCAUAGGAAACGCACCAGUAAUUCCCAGUGUUCCUGGACAACAGAGUAUGCCUGAAGGAGUUACUUUAAAAAGGUAACCUAUUCCAUCUUUUUCUCACUGGCAGUAUUAAGAGCAGAUUUCUGAAUGCUUUCGAUAAAGAAAAGUAAAAAUCUGUGAUGGAAAUUGCUUUAGAAUUGCCUUUGAAGCAUAUAUUUCUCUCUUCUUGUCUCCUCUAACCAGGUAUGGGAAGGCCAAUUGGCAAUUUUGGCACGUGUAUUCUGCUUUGGAGCUGUCCAGAGGCUUGGGUUAGAUUGAUAAUGUAUUUUGGUACAGAUUUUACAAAUGCACAUGAAAGCAGCAUAUCCUUAUUGAAAACCAUUAUUUAGAAUGCGAGGUAUGACAGAGGCAGGAGAAUAUGGUAAUAACAGCAGAACAGAGCAGGCUGAGUUACAGAAUAAGAGGUGAGAUUGCUCUUAUCUUUCCUGCCAGUCAGGGGCUGAGAAUCGAUUAGAGUAGUGUUGGACUUGAAAUAUCUAAUUAAUGAUGAAAAGAGCCACUAGUAAUUUGGACUGUAUCGAACAUGAACUGUAUAAUGAAGUAGGGAGGUGAGCUCAACCACAUUAAAUGGGAGAACCUGUCACAUCUAUAAUAUUAAAAAGCUGUCUUAGUAUUAGAAACUGCAGUGGUAGAGUACCCAGUAAUUUAGAGUAUUUAGCAUUAAAAGUCUGAGCUAAUUAAGGGUAUUAAAAUGGUUGCAGUAAAAUUUGGGUAUUUAAAGUUUAUAAAAGCUCUAAGCAGUAAUUAAGGAUGCUGUUUUAAUGUACAAAAUUCAUUCAAGAUGAGUAAAGAAAAAAAUCCUGCUGCAGCUCACAAGGGGAAGUGUAAAAGGAAAAAUCUGCUUUUAAAUUCUUGUUAUUGUCUCUAUGUGAUUUAGUUAAAUAACUAAGAAACAUGAAACUAGUCUAUCUUCAUAUAUAGUGCAAUUUGGGAUAUUCCCAUGUCCUUGCUAAAAGUGGAAAAGAUAGUCCUUUGCAUGUUUAUCUAAUUUUAUGCUUUAGUUGACAGGGGAUUAGACUCUGAAUUUUUUGUCUGCUCUGUAUUUUCUGAGAUUUUUUCCAUUUUGGUGCCUCUGAGAUCAUGGUUGAAAUAAAAGCUAUACUUUUCUGCCUAAUCAAGCAGCUUCCUUCAUUUUUAGCUGGUGAUAGAUUUUUUUGGUACCGUUUUCUCCAGCUCCCUUGUAGCUGUUGGGCUGUUGCUGCUCAGAAUAAGAAAAGGAAGAGAAACUCUGUGUUGCUAGCGCCUGGCUCUGAAUGACCCUUUUGGUGACAAAACUUCCAAAUCAAGCAGUAGGAGAAAGAUCCCAGCGAACUCCCCAUCAACCUGCAGACCUUUGGGAUCUACCCCUUUCUGCUGGAAUCUUGGUGUUCUUUAUCUAGCUCGUGCUUUUGCUGUUCCUAGUUUGGGCCGCUGCAGUAGAGUCUUAUGGGGACUGGAUUUGACAUUCUUUUCAUGAAAGCGGUUUCCGAGUAGUUGUCUUAUAAUAACUUUGAGAAGAAGUUCUAUGUAGGUCUUACUUUCAAGAGUGCUGCAAAAAUGAUUACUUCAGAUUUGCCAGUAUUACAGGAUUCUACAAAUGAAACUACUGCACAUUCAGAUGCUGGCAGUGAGCUUGAAGAAUCAGAAGUCAAAGGAAAAAGAAAAAGGGGCCGUCCUGGCAGGCCUCCAUCUGCCACUAAGAAACCUCGGAAGUCUCCAGCAGACAAGGGUCGUCCUGAAUCUGGAGCUAGAGCAGCAAGUCGUGGAAGAGCUAAUGGCCACCCUCAGCAGAAUGGAGAAGGGGACCCUGUCACUUUGUUUGAGGUGGUUAAGCUGGGGAAGAGCGCUAUGCAGUCUGUGGUGGACGACUGGAUUGAAUCAUAUAAACAAGACAGGGACAUAGCACUUCUGGAUUUAAUCAACUUCUUUAUCCAGUGUUCAGGAUGUCGAGGUACUGUAAGAAUUGAAAUGUUCAGGAACAUGCAAAAUGCAGAAAUCAUAAGAAAAAUGACAGAAGAAUUUGAUGAGGACAGUGGCGAUUAUCCACUUACCAUGCCUGGGCCACAGUGGAAGAAGUUUCGAUCCAACUUCUGUGAGUUCAUUGGAGUGCUCAUUCGACAGUGUCAGUAUAGCAUCAUUUACGAUGAAUACAUGAUGGACACAGUGAUCUCUCUUCUGACUGGUUUGUCAGAUUCCCAGGUCCGGGCAUUCAGGCACACCAGUACGUUAGCUGCUAUGAAGCUUAUGACUGCUCUUGUGAAUGUUGCCUUAAACCUGAGCAUUCAUCAGGAUAAUACACAGAGGCAGUAUGAAGCUGAGAGAAACAAAAUGAUUGGCAAAAGAGCUAAUGAAAGACUGGAGCUGCUGCUUCAGAAAAGGAAAGAGCUACAAGAAAACCAAGAUGAAAUCGAAAAUAUGAUGAACUCUAUUUUUAAGGGUAUAUUUGUUCACAGAUACCGUGAUGCUAUUGCUGAGAUUCGAGCUGUCUGUAUUGAAGAAAUUGGUGUCUGGAUGAAAAUGUACAGUGAUGCCUUCCUGAAUGAUAGUUAUUUAAAAUAUGUUGGUUGGACACUACACGACAGGCAAGGUGAAGUGAGGUUGAAGUGUUUGAAAGCUCUUCAGAGCCUGUAUACCAACAGAGAGUUAUUUCCAAAACUGGAGCUGUUCACUAAUAGAUUCAAGGAUCGCAUUGUAUCAAUGACACUUGAUAAGGAAUAUGAUGUCGCUGUGGAAGCCAUUCGAUUAGUCACGCUAAUACUUCAUGGAAGUGAAGAAGCUCUGUCGAAUGAAGACUGUGAGAAUGUUUAUCACUUGGUGUAUUCAGCACACCGGCCUGUUGCAGUAGCAGCUGGAGAAUUCCUUCACAAAAAACUGUUCAGCAGACAUGAUCCCCAAGCUGAAGAGGCUCUAGCAAAGAGGAGGGGACGAAAUAGUCCAAAUGGAAACCUUAUUAGAAUGUUGGUUCUUUUCUUUCUUGAAAGCGAGUUGCACGAACAUGCAGCCUAUUUGGUGGACAGUUUGUGGGAGAGCUCACAAGAACUGCUGAAGGACUGGGAAUGUAUGACAGAAUUGCUCUUGGAGGAACCAGUCCAAGGAGAAGAAGCAAUGUCUGACCGGCAGGAGAGUGCUCUGAUCGAGCUGAUGGUGUGUACCAUCAGACAAGCUGCUGAGGCGCAUCCUCCCGUAGGAAGAGGCACUGGCAAGAGAGUCUUGACAGCAAAAGAAAGAAAAACUCAGAUAGAUGACAGAAAUAAACUGACUGAGCAUUUCAUUAUUGCACUUCCCAUGUUGCUAUCAAAGUAUUCCGCUGAUGCCGAGAAGGUUGCAAAUCUCCUGCAAAUCCCUCAGUAUUUUGAUCUGGAAAUCUAUAGCACAGGCAGGAUGGAGAAGCAUCUGGAUGCCUUACUGAAACAGAUUAAGUUUGUUGUGGAAAAGCACGUGGAGUCAGACGUUCUCGAAGCCUGCAGCAAGACCUACAGCAUUCUCUGUAGUGAAGAAUACACAAUCCAGAACAGAGUUGACAUAGCCCACAGCCAGCUCAUCGAUGAAUUUGUGGAUCGAUUCAACCAUUCGGUAGAGGAUCUGCUGCAGGAGGGAGAAGAAGCUGAUGACGAUGACAUAUACAAUGUGCUCUCCACGUUAAAGCGGUUAACCUCUUUUCACAAUGCUCAUGAUCUCACUAAAUGGGAUCUGUUCAGUAACUGCUACAGAUUACUAAGAACUGGAAUUGAACAUGGAGCUAUGCCAGAACAGAUCGUUGUUCAGGCGCUGCAGUGUUCCCAUUACUCCAUUCUCUGGCAGCUGGUGAAGAUCACCGAAGGCUCCCCGUCCAAAGAGGACUUGCUGGUAUUGAGGAAAACUGUGAAAUCCUUCCUGGCUGUCUGCCAGCAGUGUCUGUCAAAUGUCAACACUCCAGUCAAAGAGCAGGCUUUCAUGCUGCUCUGUGAUCUCCUGAUGAUUUUCAGUCACCAGCUGAUGACCGGAGGUCGAGAAGGUCUUCAGCCUUUGGUGUUUAAUCCGGAUUCAGGCCUGCAGUCAGAACUCCUCAGUUUCGUCAUGGACCACGUCUUUAUUGACCAAGAUGACGAAAACCAGAGCAUGGAGGGAGAUGAAGAAGAUGAAGCUAACAAAAUAGAAGCUUUACAUAAGAGAAGAAACCUUUUGGCUGCCUUUAGCAAGCUGAUAAUCUAUGACAUCGUGGACAUGCAUGCAGCAGCAGAUAUCUUCAAGCACUACAUGAAGUACUACAAUGACUAUGGAGAUAUCAUUAAGGAAACCCUGAGCAAAACAAGGCAAAUCGAUAAAAUCCAGUGUGCAAAGACACUCAUUCUCAGUUUGCAACAGCUGUUUAAUGAGCUUGUUCAGGAGCAAGGUCCCAAUUUGGACCGGACGUCUGCCCACGUGAGCGGCAUUAAGGAACUGGCCCGUCGCUUUGCCCUCACUUUUGGCUUGGAUCAGAUCAAGACAAGAGAGGCUGUGGCCACACUACACAAAGAUGGCAUAGAGUUUGCCUUCAAAUAUCAGAAUCAAAAAGGACAAGACUAUCCCCCUCCUAACCUGGCGUUCCUUGAAGUGCUUUGUGAAUUUUCUUCUAAACUCCUGCGACAGGACAAAAAGACUGUCCACUCCUACUUGGAGAAGUUUCUGACAGAACAGAUGAUGGAAAGAAGAGAAGAUGUGUGGCUCCCGCUCAUCUCCUAUAGAAACUCACUAGUUACGGGUGGUGAAGACGACAGAAUGUCCGUUAACAGUGGAAGCAGCAGCAGCAAAGCCUCUUCGGUGAGGAAUAAGAAAGGACGGCCACCGCUCCACAAAAAGAGAGUGGAAGAUGAGAGCCUAGAAGGCUCGUGGCUGAACAGGAACGAAACCAUCCAUACUCCAGGGACACUGCAAGCACCGCAGCUCACCUCAACGGUCCUGAGAGAGAACACUAGACAAAUGGGAGAGCAGAUCCAGGAGCACGAGUCGGAGCAGGGAUCUGAACAGGAUUUUUUACACAAUCCCCAGAUGCAGAUAUCGUGGUUGGGCCAACAGAAGUUAGAAGAUCUAAAUCGAAAGGACAGGACAGGAAUGAACUACAUGAAAGGGAGAACUGGUGUAAGGCACGCAGUACGAGGUCUAAUGGAAGAUGACGCUGAGCCCAUCUUUGAAGAUGUAAUGAUGUCUUCACGAGGUCAGCUAGAGGACAUGAAUGAAGAAUUUGAGGACACAAUGGUCAUUGAUCUGCCACCGUCGCGAAACCGGCGAGAACGGGCUGAGCUGAGGCCAGACUUCUUCGACUCCGCAGCUAUCAUUGAGGACGAUUCAGGAUUUGGAAUGCCUAUGUUCUGAAGUCUGGUGAAGACAUUUUACAAAUUUGGAACUCUAUUGUUUAGAGCUAGAGGCCUAUAUACUGUGAUAGCUUGUAUGAAAACCACAUUUUUGAUGUGAUACAGUUUGAUUUUUAACCAAAUGAUUGAGGUCAAGCCCUGUUUGUAGUGACAGAAAGAAGAGGAACUUCUUAAUGACACAAAGGAAUGUUGGCCAAUCCCGUCACCUCAGGAGGGCUGACCUAAAAAAUCAUUUGUAUGUUCUUGACUGUCCUAAAACAGUUGGGUUUUUUUUUUUCUGGAUGAGGAGGAAGUUUUAAAUUGUUAAGACAGCUGUCAAAAUAAACACUGUUCUACAUAUGUUUUCUGAAAACAACAUUGAGUGAAAACAGAACUUUUUAACUUUAUUUUUCUGCUGUACAAUUUAAAACAGUUUUAACAUUUGCCUUUUUAUGUUUUAAAAGCUAGCCAUUUUUAUUAAACCUAUGCCUAUCAGCCAUUGACUAGCAAUGAUGCUAUAAGCAGGUCAUUCUGGCUACAGAAAAGUGUUUUUGAACACACUGGAUUUGAUUAGCAUUAUGGUACGCUUAUAUCCUCUCAUAGGCAUUGAGAAGAAGAGGUUAGAAUUCUAAUGACGUGCAUCUCUGCCAAAAAAUUUCAGAUUCUGAUAUGAUAAACCCAGAUUUUAUACUCUUGAGAAGAUUUAUUUUUAUUUAUAAUGGGACAUAAGUAAGAGAUGUCCAUGAAGCCACUUUUCCAACAGAUGCUGUGUAACAUUCAUUUUAUAUAGCACAUGGGGACACAAAAACAGGAAAUUUUCUAUUGGUACUUGCUCUGUGCAUUUUUAGCAACUUAUACCAGCAAAUAAAGUAUUCUCAGUAAAACACACAAAUGGUUCUCAAGUAAUCACUUUGCUGUUUUUACUACCUACCUUCAAGCCCUGCCAACCCAAGGUACAUAAACAGCAACUUUCCUAUCAAAAAAUAAUCCAAGGGUAGGGGAAAGGAAUCACUUUAGCAUACUAAAAGCAAUUUUAACUGUACCAUAAAGAAAGUCUACUUUCCAUGCCAUAAAUACCCUUUUGCGCUAUUUUUGUAAAUUAAUUUUGCCAGUUAGAAGUACUGUAUGUGCUGCAUAGAAAUUUGUGCUUAGAUGGUGAAGUUCUUAAGCUUACAAUGGAAUACAGCUACAUUUUCAGUGUUAACUGUGCAUAUUAAGAGUAAUUCUUUGGAAAAAGAAACAAAAUAUGAUUUUUCAAAAAAGUUAAAAACAUCAAAAAAAAAGAAUCCCAAAACCCCAAAACAUUCUCAGCUAAUUCAUUGUAAUAAGAGAUUUUUCAAUGUCUUCAAAAAUUUGGCAUUUCAUUAUGCUUCGAUUUUAUGACUCUGCCUAGUAGCUGCUACUUAGUUAAAACUGGCCUGAUCUCAGAGGUGCUGGCCAUCCACAACUUGCACUGACUCUCAUAUCUCUAAGAAUCAGCCCCAAAAUGUUAAUCUUCCUUUCUGCAUUCUAAUAUUAGCAUCUGAGAUACCAAGCGAUUGACCCACUUGGAGCACAGCAGUUCAGAGGUGCUUUUUUUAGCAACUGCAAAAUAAUCAUGGAGUUUUUUUCUGUUACGAGCUUAUUGAAAAACAAAAUGACGUUAAUGCCCAGUGCUUACUUGCUGGGAGGGAAAGUAAUCUAACUUUAAAAACAAACCAGCAUUUCACUGCGCUGAGGUUUGUUUCUUACAACACGUGCAGUUCUCAGACACGGUUGCCAAAAAUGUCUGACCAGGUAAUGCAGCCAUUCCUCCGAUGUCGGCUGCAUAAUGUGUAAAACCUGAGGAGUAGCUGGAACUUUGUAAAAUAACAUUACCUCCCUACCCCAAAAGUAACAGGGCUGGGCAGGAAUGGCUGCAUUAAAUGGUCAUCACGAGAAUUCUGUGAGCAUAGUAGCAUCAUAAAUGCUGCCUGGUUUGAGUCAGAGUCUCAGACAAACCUUGUGCUUCACAGUCCUCUGUGUGGAAAACUGAUUCCUAAUUUAACAUUGUAGAAUACUGUAUAACAAACAUUUAUUAUCACGGUACCUGCAAUGGGUUUCCAGUUCAGUUUGCAGUCAAUAGGUUUUUGUAUUAUGAGUGUCUCCUUGAUUGGUUUUGCUAGUAAUUCUGUAAAUUGUACAUUUACAAUAUGAGGUUUUUUUUUUUCCUUUUGUACAAUUUAAAACUGAUGCUUCACCUUUCAUUUAAUAAACUAUUCAAAAUCA